Messenger RNA from Enterobius vermicularis (human pinworm), 488 nucleotides. The record is from the annotation of a GenBank genome assembly. Lineage: Eukaryota; Metazoa; Nematoda; Chromadorea; Rhabditida; Oxyuridae.
AUGGCUGAUGAUCUCUUGGAUAACUAUAAUCCACUUUACGAUGUUCACCUGCAACAGUAUUUUGCAUCACCGCAUAUGCAGAAGCAUCUUCGACGGAUUGGUUUGGUAGAUGGCGGAAAUGAAGCUUUUGAUCGGCAUAAUGUUAUGAUGGAUCUCAUGCUAAAAAAUCGUGAAAAACAGUUGGCCAAGCUUGCUGCCGUGCAAAAAAAGCUUGAUGCAGCAGAAAAAGUCGAAAUUUGUCGGAAAAUAAGGAGCGGACAAACUCCUGGCACUCAAGCCCGAGCUAGACCUUCACGUAGUCUCAGUAGAGGGAGAAAAGCAGCAUCACGUACCGAACGAAGAUCUUCGACCAGUACCGACGACAAAGAUUUGGUGAAAAGGAUCGAAAGCGAAAGUGAAGAAACACCGCGCAGCAACAGUACUGUUUACAGUCGACUGUCUGCCAGUGUUGGCAAAUACCGAUAUCUUCACAAGGUUUCCCAAUAAUU